AGCGUCGAUUGCCUGAGCGUCAUCACGUCAGUCGGCACCGAGCAGCCGGGCACGAACCAUACACACAACUCGAAAGAAAGAAAGCGUCGAGCGAGCAAGCAGCAGCAAGCAGAAAAUUAGAUUUCCAUAUCAUAUUGAGACUAAAUAGUAAAAAAAACUUUCCAUUUUUGUGCCUGCGAAAUUUUUGAUUUUGAAAAGCCCGCGCCGUUCAAAAGGAAAGAAAAAACCCUGUGCAUCAUCGCGCCGGAAGAAUACACACAUUCGUUUUUGAAAUUGAACCGGCAAAGAACAAAAAUUUGAAGAGUGCGCGUGUGGUUCCGCACAUAUUCGUCUGAGCUUGGAACCUGCAAAACAAGUGGAUUAUUCAUUCAUCUUCAGCGGAGACAAUCAUCAGCAGGAAACGAUGGUGCGAUGGUGAUGCGGCGCUACCCGAUCCGCUGUCCAUCAUUAGCGUCGUCAAGGCGGGUGCAAUUGGCAGGAGGAGCGGGAGGAGCCAAAAGAGCUGCGGCGGCAACGGCGGCAGUCACAAGGACCUGCGAGGCGGCGUUGAGUCACCACCACCACCACCACUACCACGGCUGCGGCGGCAGUGAUUCUCCUUUGGCCUCAGUCUCGAUUCAGACCCUCGAUGCUCUUCCGCAUGGCGGGAAGAUGAAGCCGUUCAAGUACAAACCGCUCGGUGGCGUUUUCAUCAUUGGCCGCCCAUUUCACGCCUGUCGAGCCUCACCAACGGUGCGCCCCGCAUCCACUCUAUCCUCCUCUGCGGCCGUCCAGCAGCAGCAGCAGCUGAAUAAUAGUCGACCCAAUCAAGAGUGCCAGUGCUAAAAAGUGUGCGUGUGCCUUGCUCAAUCGCCUCCAAUCGAAUCCGAGGUUCUCCAUUGCGCUCGUUCAGAGGUUUUGUGUGGCGUGGGGUUGGUGUGGCCGCUCGUUUUUCAUUCACAGACACAGACACACACACAUACACACCCACCCACCGGCCAAAAUGGACCAGCCGUGCGAUCGAGUUCCACUACUUAUUCACCGUACUCAUCGUCUUCAAGACAUUGUGACGUGACAGUGCGCCCCCAGCUGCCGGACGAACUCCCCGACGCCGCGGCCCUUUUGCAUCAGAUCGUAUCCGACGAGUGUGCUGUGCUGUGCAUGUGGCGCGAUCAAACACGAAAAAGCGAAUUCAACACCAGUUUUCCGGGGGAUUAUUAUUCAAUAAAAAAUCAAAUUAAAUAAAAAAAGCCAAUCAUUCGCUCCCUUUUGGAUCCUGCGCUCGGUUCCAUUGUCGUCGCUCCCGUCCCGUUUGAUUGAAACUCGAAUUGUUCAAGUGCAAAGUGAUUCAAAAUCAUCAUCAAAGUGAUCAACCAUAAAAAGAAAAAGAUUUUCCAAAAAGGGGGGGACCAAGUGAACACAAAAAGAGAAACUAUUAGUGACGUCAUUUAAAUUUUUUUCCGAGAAAAAAUCCUAACCCUUUCCAUAAAAACCCUUGAACAAAUUUUUUUGGGGUUUUUCUCACCUGGGUAAGAAAAAGAAGAAAAAAGAAAAAAAGAGAAAAAUUUCAUUUCUGGGUGGUUUCUUUUUUUCUUUUUUUGGUCUUCUCCGCCUCCGCCUGCGGACGUUGAUUUCGUUUUUCCAUUUUCUUUCCUUUUUGACGUGUGGCGGGUGUGCGCGCGUGUGUGUUGUGUCGGUGACGAACGCGCAACGCGCCGACCGGCCAGUCGACACGAGGAAAUGAAUUGGCCGACAAGUUCGCCGUCACUCCUCCUGGUGUUGCCGGCCUCAGCCACUACUACUACGACUACUGGUAACACGUCCAGCAGCAAACGAGUCGUCGCCUCCUCUUCAACAUCUUCAUGGACAGUUUGCACCACCGUCUUGACCAUCGUCGUUUUGGCCGUCUUCACUCACCUUGCAGAAUCGACGAGUACGACGAAUUCAGCCUCCGGAUGGGAUUGGACGGCCGGAAGAAACAGUAUCGACAUUCUGGACGAGUUGGCAGCCGUCCGGCUCAAUUUGACGGGCGUCGAAGUUGCCCCGGGACCUUACAGCAUUUCACCUGCUCUCUAUUUCACAGGAGACAAUCGGACCAUCCGACUAUUGGAGACUUCCUACGCCAAGGUGAUGACACUGCUCCAAUCCCACCAUGACAUCACCUUCGUGGCUGCCGUCCGGCAGGAGCCGUACAAUGUUGGCACGCUCUUCUCCCUAUCCGAGGGAUUCACUAGGUUUCUAGAAUUGCAAAGCUCAGGCCGCAAGGAUGAGAUUCGGUUGCACUACAAUCACCUGGGAGCGCCUCGGACCGAAACGUUCAAUUUCCGGCUGGCCGACGGCGCUUGGCAUCGGCUGGCCGUGACGGUCAGCGGUGGCGUCGCCUCUCUCUACGUUGAUUGCCAUCGAGUUGAACGACGAUGGAUGGCCGCCAUUCCCGACACGGCCGUUACUCCGGAAUCCUCGCCGCUUCCUGUCCAGGAGCAGAACAAACCCGGCAAGAUGUCGCUCUGGAUUGGACAGCGCGGCGAUCAACAUUUCCUAUUCAAAGGAGCUAUGCAGGACGUGAAAUUAGUGGCCGGAAGUAAUGGCCACCUGGUGCAAUGUCCAGCGGCUGAAGCCGAAUGUCCGACCUGCGGCGAGUUUCACAGUCUCCAAUCGGUCGUUGCCCGACUCGAGAAAUCUUUACAACAUCUGACCAAUAAGUUGGAACACGCCGAAGAGCGGCUGACGCAACUGGAACAGUGCGACUGCCCGCGUUCCUGCAGUGUCAACGGGACGGUUCACGCUGACGGGUCGAGUUGGAAUUCCGACUGUGAAGUGUGUUCGUGCCACAAGGGGCAAGUGACAUGCAGUCCUGUUCAGUGUCCGGACACUCCGUGCCGUAAUCCAGUCCAGCUGCCGGGCGAGUGCUGCCGAACAUGCUUAAAGCAGUGCUACUUCCGCGGAUUGAAUUACGAUCACGGCGAGCGGGUGAGUCCACGUCACUGCCUGGAAUGUCAAUGUCUCAACGGGUCGAUGCAGUGCAGGCCGUUGGACCCUGAGCUCCAUUGCCCGGCUCUUUCCUGCCCGCCGUCCGAGCAAUUCACCGUGGCCAACGAGUGCUGCCAGCAAUGCCCAGGAGUGGAUUAUUGCGCCUCUGCGAAUCGCGUUUGUCACGCUCGUGCGCAGUGCAUCAACCUGCAGACAACCUACGCCUGCCACUGUUCGCCCGGCUACACCGGUGACGGCAAACAUUGUUCUGAUAUUAACGAAUGUGACACGGAAGGUGGUCCGGGAGGUCACCGCUGCGGUGCCAAUACGGUUUGUGUCAAUACGGCCGGCUCUUAUCGUUGCGACUGUCUGCCGGGCUACUACCACCUUGGAUCGGGUCCAGGAUCUGCCGUCGACGUCCAUCACAACGGCACCGAGUGCGUCGAGUACGAUGAAUGCGCUAACAAACUGGACAACGACUGCCAUCCGACGCUGGCCACAUGCCUCAACACGCCCGGCUCCUAUCAGUGCGCCUGUCGCCCGGGUUACCGAGGAAACGGAAUCGAAUGCGAACCCGUGUGUGAUCGACCGUGCCAGAAUGGCGGUCGAUGCGUCGGUCCCAACCAGUGCUCUUGUCGCCGAGGUUUCGAGGGCGACUAUUGCGAGAUGGACGUGAACGAGUGCGAGCGGACGGGCAACAAAACGACGGGCCAUCAGUGCCACUUGAAUUCCGAAUGCCGUAACAUGCCCGGAUGGUAUGCCUGCGCCUGCAAGCCAGGAUUCCGCUCGCCACGACAGGAUAUCCUGGACACCUUCCUCGGCGCUCUCUGUCAAGAUAUAGACGAGUGUGCCGAAGGGUUGCACAGUUGCCACGGUAACACUCAGUGCCUCAACACGAUCGGCAGCUACGAGUGCCGUUGUCCGCCCACCAAUCCCAAUUGCAGCUUAGUUUGCCACACGGAAGAGGGUGUCCGCCAAAGUGGCGAGACGUGGAUUUCUUACGAGAGUCCUUGCGUCAGCUGCCAGUGUCGGGAGGGCGUCGUGACCUGCUCCAAAUUGCCUUGCCAUUGCACUUCUACUUCUUCUUCUUCUUCUCCGCCCGCAUCCUCCUCUUCUUCAUCCGACGACUUGGAAGCGACAGCCAAAUUCGGCCUUCACCGGAAUCAAACCGUCGUUCAUCAUCCCAAUUCCGAACUGUGUUGUCCGCAGUGCCGGGCUAGCAAGUCGCAGCAAUGCCGGCACCAAGAGAAAUCGGAUGUCAUUUUCGAUUCCGGACAGCGAUGGAUUUACCAGUGCCAAAGCUGCGAGUGUCUGCAUGGAGAGACGGAUUGCUGGCCGAUGGAAUGCCCUCCCGUCUACUGUAGUCAUCCAAUUCGUCUUCCGGGUGAUUGCUGCCUACGUUGUCCGGACAGCGAUCCGUGCAGCGCCGUUGAAGAUUCGUUUACGACAAGUCAAUCGGGUGAACCCCUCGGGUGUCACCAUCUUGGUCGAAAUUAUACUCAAGGAGCCGAAUGGGCUGCCGGAUUAGACGGUUGCAACAACUGCAAAUGCAAGGAGCCGAUGUGCCAACGAAUGUUGGGCCGCAGUCACAGCGCUGCUCCCGCUCAUACUAAUCGAAUGGAAAGGUUUGCUGUCAGUAUGAUACUCGCUGCGCUCAGCAGCGCUUGGUGGUGGAUCUCGAGCACAGCACAGCUGUCCAGCACCGCCACAGACAUAAUCACCAGCCGCAACAACAACGACGAAUCGGAUCGUCCAAUCGAAUCCACCGCGCCUCACCGACGGCAGACGAUGCGGUCGAGCCGAAGAAAAAGGGUGGCGACACCUUCCAGGGCACAUCAUCGAUUAAAACAGCGACAUCGGAGGCGACCACGAGAAGCGGCGGAUCGCGCAUUACGACGGCUAAGACGGCGGGCCAUCGAAUGUCUAGAUCGGCCCGGCUGGUCCGCUCUAGCAGCAACGCGGACAAGAACGACGUAAAAUCAUUGCCACCGCCACCAGCACGACAGUCAACCAUAAUCCCAUCUGCUACCAACUCUAGUCCUUCUAGUGCGACGACGACGAAAGACGGCGGCAGCAACACGCCGCUCUCCGGUUCAACGAAAAGUCAACAUGUUCCAGGAGAAUCGGCAGGAGCGCAGGCCUUCUUGGUGGAUUCUGGAGUCACCUCAACCAAAAUUGUUAGUCAACAGCAACCAGAGUCAUCGGGUCCCACUUAGUUUAUGUACCAGUACCGGUACGCAAGUCUUAACAUGAACGCUGGUACGUAGUUGAAGUAUACAUAUAAAUGUUAUCAUCCUCCUCCUCCUAUUAUUCUGCUCUUGUUAAUUUUUGUUUUGUUUUCAUACCCCCCUAAUUCUCCUGUCCUUUGCUCAUAUCCGAGUUUUUCUUGGGUCAAAACAGCUCUCUAUUCUUUUGUUUGUUUCUCUCUUCUACUUGCCUUUCUCGUCCCAGCUGAAUCAAAAAGAAAGCGAAAAGCUUUUCAAGCAUCCACGAGGGCCAAAAAGAAAAACAUAAAAAAAUUCUAAUGUUGAUCGUUUCAAAACCCUGUCCUCUUUUUUGUUGCACCUCUAAAAACACACACACACACUCACUUGUUUGAUUAUUUUUUCUCCUUUUUGAAUGGCCCGCCCAUGGUUUGGUUUUCUCUUUUUUUCCUCGUGUAACAUUUGUUGUACAGUCGAAGUGAUUACUAUAAUUAACUAUAUCCCGUAAAAAAAAAAAACUAUCUUGCGCUCCACACACACAUAACACACUGAACUUGGUUGACUUAUUGCUCGUUUCAUAAUUGGCGCCGAAUUUUUUUUUCUCUUGGUAGCCAUUUUUGUACAUAACUAGUCAUAAAAAAAAAGAAAUAAUCCUAGACUUUGGAAACAUAAUUAUUUAAAUAACGCAAAAAAUAAUAUCGUUUUUUGGUAUACACUUGUGUGCGAGAGAAAAAGAAAUGAAACAGAAACUUGCCAGGGCAGGGCCAAAUUAUGAUUAAAUUAAGCUGAUAUGAUGUUGUUGUCUUUAUGAGAUUAUUGUACUGCAACCCAAAAAUUGAAUGUAAUCUAUACAACUUAAUCUAUACAACUUGCCCCACAACCCCCCCUAUGUUAUAUCCCUACCUAUUUGUGCUGUUUAUUAUCCUUACAAUAUUGCCACCAACUAGUCUGAUCAUCGAGGAGUUGAUGGUGACGACGGUGACCUCCUCCAGUAUGCCUGUGUGAGUGUGUGUAUUUGUAUAAGUGACAUAAUAGAACAUUUUGAUACCAGCAGGGACGUGGUGAAACAUGUCAAGAAACAAAAUAUUCGUCAUCUGUGCCGUUAAAUCUGAUCAAAUUUAUUAAAAUAUCUUUUUUUAUUUCAAUUUCUCCAACAGUGUGUGUGUGUGUGUCCAGCGAAAUGAUGAUGGAAAAUUACUUUGCAUUUUUUUUUUUUUUUGUUUUUCUUUUGUUUGAUAUAUGAUUGUUCUUUUUUCAUCGCAUUAAUUGCCUCUCACUGUGUCUCCGUCUCCGGUCCUCGGCCCUAAACGUCUACUCCUCUCUUAAUUUUGUCCGUUUAUUUGUUUUUUGAACAGACUGUUGUUAAAUAACUAUCUAUCUAUACCUCUUCCUCUGCCCUGCCCGUGCACGAAUCGCGUUUGUCUGUCCUGAACUAUUUUGUCACUAUGUUAUUGGAUUCAGCAAUAAUAUUACACUGAUGAUUACAAGCGGA
This is a messenger RNA of Daphnia pulex (common water flea), 6645 nucleotides long. Its product is annotated as protein kinase C-binding protein NELL1-like. NCBI's taxonomy places the organism in Eukaryota, Metazoa, Arthropoda, Branchiopoda, Diplostraca, Daphniidae. Gene Ontology annotation, molecular function: calcium ion binding; protein binding. Bases 1720 to 4926 code for a protein of 1068 amino acids. The transcript has 17 exons. The record is from RefSeq and is a predicted model, not a curated record.